Messenger RNA from Penicillium canescens, 1065 nucleotides. RefSeq lists its product as uncharacterized. The transcript has a single exon. Gene Ontology annotation, cellular component: mitochondrion. The record is from RefSeq and is a predicted model, not a curated record. Gene Ontology annotation, molecular function: oxidoreductase activity. The coding region runs from base 1 to 1065 and encodes 354 amino acids. Lineage: Eukaryota; Fungi; Ascomycota; Eurotiomycetes; Eurotiales; Aspergillaceae.
AUGCGUGAAAAUGAAAUUGGCGAUCAGGUCCUCCCAACAAAGCCACAAACCCCAUGCCUGUCGAUCUAUCGACCACGGCAAUACCAACAGGCACCUCCUCCCCACAAACAUCAAAAGUAUAUCACGCAUGAUACGCUCCUGUUUGAAGAAAUGCAUAUGGGUGUUGCCGUUGUGGAUGUGGAAAACUGGAGAUUAGUGGUCGACGGAAUGGUGGAGAACCCAAUCUCGCUUUCUCUCCCCGAAUUACGCAAAUUGCCGAAGUCGUCCAUCACCGCAUUCCACGAAUGCUAUGGAAGCCCGCUGCGGCCAUCAGAUAGGAACAUCUGGCGUGUAGGGAAUGUCACAUGGUCUGGAGUCCGUCUCAAAACUCUUUUGGGGAUGGCUCGGCCUACGUGCUUCGCACAAUAUGUAUGGUCUGAUGGUCUUGAUCAAGGCGUAUUCGCCGGGAAGAGAGUGUCUUGUUAUCAGAAAGACCUUCCAUUGGAAAAGGCAAUGAGUGACGAAGUGCUUGUGGCUUAUGAGAUGAACUCCGAACCGCUUCGAAAAGAGCGAGGGGGUCCGGCGAGACUGAUAGUGCCUGGGUGGUUCGGUACCAACAGCACCAAGUGGCUCUGCCGAAUAUCGCUUCAAGAAAAAAGAGCUCCUGGAAUAUUCGCAACAUAUUACUACAACAGGCCUGAUCCAAAGGGAGAGCUCCAGCCCGUGUGGAAAGUAGAGCCUAACUCCAUGAUCACCGAACCUUCACCGAAUGCCAAGGUAGCUGGGCCAAAGGUUGUUAUCCGUGGUUGGGCGUGGAGUUGGGACGGUAUCGAAUGUGUUCUGAUACGCUUAUCCAGCAAACAAGGAUGGCAACGAGCUGAGACGAAGCCACGCAAGGACUUUGGCUGGCAAGAAUUUUGCCAUGUUGUCGAGCUAUCGUAUGGUCGUUGCUCUAUAGUGGCUCAAGCGAUUUCACGCACGGGCGAGGUGCAAUCCCUGGAGAGCCAAAGAAAUUGUGCGCAUAGAGUCGACUUUGAGGUGAUUUCUGUGCACGAAUCAUCUAUGGAACUAGAAACGGGCAAUUGA